This is a messenger RNA of Spinacia oleracea (spinach), 1466 nucleotides long. RefSeq lists its product as uncharacterized. The record is from RefSeq and is a predicted model, not a curated record. NCBI's taxonomy places the organism in Eukaryota, Viridiplantae, Streptophyta, Magnoliopsida, Caryophyllales, Amaranthaceae. The coding region runs from base 231 to 1184 and encodes 317 amino acids. The transcript is spliced from 9 exons.
AUCUUUUAGAAGAAUUUGAGGUAGUACCGUAGUAGUCAUACUUGUCAGUCACCGGCUCAACUCACUAGUGAGUAGUGACGAGCUCACUGCCACCUGCGUACCCGAAUCCCGAUAAACAUCUAUCCAGAAAAUGGGAAGUUGAACACAACGAAACCAGCCACCCAAAUAUUUUGUCACCAAUUCACCAUUUACAACAACAUAGUUGGAGAGUGAAAGAGCAGAUCUAGAGAAUGGAGACUCUUUCAAGAGGAAGCUGCCCACUUUUUAUGAACAGCUUCCUAUUUGCCAGAAAUCCAAAUUCAAAUCAAAGUAGUUGCACUAUAUUGUUUCCCAAAUCCUCUUCACUCAGAAGUCCCACUGUUUCAGUCCUCAAAUCCCCUUCUUCAGCAACUGAACGUGCUGAGGAAGAUGUUUCGCAAGAAUUUUUCCGGGAUAGACAGUUGAAGGGAGAUCUUAUAACAAAGUAUUCAGAUAUUUUAUUCCAGAAGGGUGUAAUGGGACUCAUUGAUGAUGAAACCGCCAAUGUAGAAUAUAGUUCCGAAUCAGCGGAGGAGGCUUUGGCUGAUGAGCCUGAUGCAGGCUUUCUGAAAUUGACGUCAACUCAAGAGUGGUUGAUGGGUGAAACUUCUGCACCAAUCAAUAGGAAGCCAACCAAUAAGGAAUUACAGGACAACAGGGAAAGAAGAAGGAGGCUCGAGUUCCUUAGAUAUGAAGCUCUUAAGAGGGAACUGCAGUUCAUGACUCUGGGGGUAGGAGCCGCCUGUACUGGAUAUUGCUUAUUUAUUUUCUCAAUCCAGGCAGCAGUGAGCUAUGCCUCUGGAGUCGGAUUCAGUUGCUUAUAUCUGCAACUAUUGUAUCAGCAUGCGGAUAACAUAUCCCAGGAUUCAGUACCACAUAUAUUCCGAGAAAAGAAAAUAAAGAAAAUUGGGAUACGAAGUGAGGAUUUGAAAGAUUCACUAGAAAAAACAGUCAGAGGUUGUGGGAUUGCACUUUCGUCUCCAAGACUUGUAAUCCCUGCAGCAAUAUAUGGGAUAUGGGUCCUCCUUCACCAGACUUUUGCUACUGAUCUCUUUGAUUUCCAGAUUGUUCCUGCGAUGCUGGGAUUGUUUGCAUACAAAGCUGCUGCACUCGUACAAGUAUAUAGAGAUAACGAAGAUUUAGAAUUCAUCUUUCCAGAUGAGUAAAGCUCCCAAGGCAUUGAACAUUGUAUUAUUUAUUUUUCUCCAGGUUUGAAAGCUAUGGAUGAUAAUAAACUAAUAUAAUGAAACUGAAAUUUCAGUGCUGGAGGCUGUUGUACAGUUUAUCUUGGUCAAUAAUCCUACAAACUGCACUAUAGGUUGAUGUAUUUUAGGGGGCAUACAUAGUACGGAGAUCCAUCUUUUUUUUUACCUUUGUAGUACACUUGAGACUACAUUUUUGUCUAAACUAUACUCUUACUCAUAUAUAUCAGUCACAUGUUCAUAAUC